GAUAGAACGUAUUGAGACAAUGAAACCAGAGGAGCAAGUAUUAUGUUCUUCAUUGGGGGAAAACCCCUCCCACUCCAGAGCUGUGUGUGUGUUUGUAUGUGUUUAAGAAAGAGAAAGACCGAAAGAGAGAGAGAAAGAGAGAGUGAUUGAGUGUACUGCGUUUGUAAGAUUAGACAGUGGGAGGGGUAGUUUUGAAUAAGCAAAACUCACACCUCUGGGAAAUACACUCAACAUUUUCAGCUUGGCUGCGUGAAGCCGGUGACAAGAAAGGCUACGGCAAACUGCAGAUGACAGCCUACCGUGUGUAACUUAUGUAACUAUUCUAAAGUAGUUUUCCUGUGUCGGUGAUAUCGGUAACCGCAGUUAUCUUGGCCAGAAUGGACAGUGAAGCAAGGGCGAAUGGGGAGGAUAUCACUCUCAACAAACUAGAUGACAUACAAGCAAACCUUGACCGUCUUGACCCCUCUGGAAAGGUGUACUGAAUGAUUAACAUGAAUCACUAUGCCACUAAGAAGAGUGUUGCUCAGAGUAUGCUUGAUGUGGCUCUACUCAUGGCUAACUCAUCCCAGCUAAAGACUGUUCUAUACAUGGAGUCACAGUACAGAUUCUACGAACCUCUCAUAGUACUGCUGUCCAUGUCUAUUACGCUACAGGUUGUCGUGGGACUACUGCUGGUCUUUAUCGUGAAGUAUGAUCUGAAUGAUGUGAGGAAACACUCAAAGCUGAACAUGAUGAACAACACAGCAACAGUAUUUGUUUUCUUCACAGUCUUCAUCAACAUCUUCAUCACUGCGCUAGGCUUUGAGGGUGCUGUUAUAGGACUUCCAGAACCCCAAUCCUUCCUUCUGACCACUGAACAGAACCAGACCGGAGGCAUCUAG
This is a messenger RNA of Salvelinus fontinalis (brook trout), 881 nucleotides long. RefSeq lists its product as uncharacterized. The transcript has 3 exons. Gene Ontology annotation, biological process: tissue regeneration; cell adhesion. Lineage: Eukaryota; Metazoa; Chordata; Actinopteri; Salmoniformes; Salmonidae. The record is from RefSeq and is a predicted model, not a curated record. Gene Ontology annotation, cellular component: membrane.